AUGGUGGGUAUCUCACCAACUGUGAUUAGCCAUGUGCUCAACAUGGAUGAAAAAUACCCAGCUGUUCAACAAAAGAGAAGGUUGCUUGACAAGGAACGAGCAAGGGCUCUAAAAGAAGAAGUCGAGCGCCUGAAGGAAAACAAGUUCAUCAGAGAGGCUUACUACCCGACCUGGGAUUUUAGCCUGAAUGCAGGUGCCACCUACCAGCAUUUAGUGAAUGACUUGUUCCGUGACUUGAUCGGAAAAGAUAUGGAGUUCAAUCUUGAGAAGAUUAAUGAACUCAGAGAAAUGAAAUCCUUGACCAGAACUAAGGAUGUACAGAGUUUGACUGGGUGGAUUGCUGCUCUAAAUAGGUUUAUGGCCAAGUCAACGGACAAGAGUGUCCCAUUUUUUAACUCACUAAGAGGAAGCAAGAAAUUUGACUGGAAGAAGGAAUGCGAGCAAGCAUUCCAAGCCAUAAAGAAACAUUUUUCCCAACCUCAAGUUCUCUCCAAACCCGUAGAUGGAGAGGACCUCUUCAUUUACUUAGUAGUCACGAAGCAUGCUGUCAGCGCUGCUCUAAUAAGAGGGGAAAAUAAAGUUUAUCAUCUGGUCUACUACGUCAACAAGCGGUUGAUAGGAGCAGAAUUAAGAUACCUGCUAAUCAAAAAGCUGGCGUAUUGUUUAGUUCUCAUAUCUCGCAAACUACGACCAUACUUUCAAGCGCAUCCCAUUAAAGUGCUCACCGACCAACCCUUACGACAAGUUUUACAAAAGCCAGAAACUUCUGGUCAGCUACUUAAAUGGGCUGUUGAAUUAGGCCAAUUCAAAAUCAAGUCUCAACCCCGAUCGACCAUUAAAGGACAAGCUCUGGCGAAUUUCAUUGCUGAAUGCAUCAGAAUUCCUGAUGUUCCCGACCAGACAGAAAAUGUAGCUUGGUUUGGGUUCAAUGCUUCCAAUAAUGAGGCAGAGUAUAAAGCCCUCUUAGUAGGAUUACGGUUUGCCAGAGAUGUUCAUGCCCGGUCAGUCGAAGUAAUUAGUGUUUCUCAGCUAGUGGUCUACCAAAUUUUAGGGGAAUAUUCAGCCAGGGGUUUGCGCAUGGUGGCAUACUUAAAUAAAGCUAAGGACUUGCUAGCGCAAUUUGAAGAGUACACAAUCAAGGUAGUGCCACGAGAGCAGAACUCCAAUGCAAACGCCGUGGAAAAAUUAGCCAGUGCAAAAGAUGCUGACACUCUGAAUAUAGUACCUGUCGAAUACUCGGAAAACCCAAGUAUCAUUGAGCAGGAAGCCAUGCCCAUUACAAUCGCUAACACUUGGAUGGCACCCAUCAUCACAUACCUCGAACACGGAACCUUACCAGAUAACCGCAAUGACGCAAAAAAGAUGAUGAGACAAGCUGCGCGACAUGACAUUACAAAGAGUUUCUCCUCGGUGGCUCACCCGCAGGAGAAUGGGAAAGUCGAAGCAGUAAACAAAAUGUUGAAAUACACUCUAAAGAAGUGA
This is a messenger RNA of Humulus lupulus (European hop), 1482 nucleotides long. RefSeq lists its product as uncharacterized. The transcript has 5 exons. Gene Ontology annotation, molecular function: RNA-DNA hybrid ribonuclease activity; nucleic acid binding. The record is from RefSeq and is a predicted model, not a curated record. Lineage: Eukaryota; Viridiplantae; Streptophyta; Magnoliopsida; Rosales; Cannabaceae. Bases 1 to 1482 code for a protein of 493 amino acids.